Cucumis sativus (cucumber) is the source of this 1361-nucleotide messenger RNA. Its product is annotated as receptor-like protein 9b. The transcript has 8 exons. The coding region runs from base 64 to 1038 and encodes 324 amino acids. Gene Ontology annotation, molecular function: protein binding. The record is from RefSeq and is a predicted model, not a curated record. NCBI's taxonomy places the organism in Eukaryota, Viridiplantae, Streptophyta, Magnoliopsida, Cucurbitales, Cucurbitaceae.
UGUUCUACUUUCUAUACAUAUAGCCUAGUUAAGAAAACUGCAAUAUCAUUCAAAGAGUGUAAAAUGAAGUGUAAGUACUUUAGAGUAUUAUUAGUGACGUUCAUUGUUAUGGCUCAUAAUUUUCAGAUAUCUAUCGAAUGUGAAGAGGAAGAAAGAUUGGGUUUGUUAGGUAUAAAGAGCUUCUUUUUAUCAAAUGAUAACACCUUCAAGAACUACAAUAACCCUUUUGAUUCUUGGGUUGGAGCUAAUUGUUGCAACUGGGAUCGAGUUAAAUGCAAUAACGAUGAUGAUCUCACUUCUACUGCCCAUGUGAUUGAGCUUUUUCUCUAUGACUUGUUGAGUUAUGAUCCUAAUAACAAUAGUCCAACUUCUUUGUUGAAUGCUUCUCUAUUUCAAGAUUUGAAGCAAUUGAAAACUCUUGAUUUGUCUUAUAAUGGUUUCUCUCGUUUCACUGCAAAUCAAGGGCUCAAUAAACUAGAGACUUUAAAUCUUACUCGGAAUUAUUUUGAUAAUCAAAUCAUUCCAUCUUUGAGUGGGGUUCCGUCGAUGAACAAGUUGGUGCUUGAAGCAAAUCUAUUAAAAGGCUCUAUCACUUUACUUGGUUUGGAACACUUAACAGAAUUGCAUAUAGGUGUCAAUCAACUCAAUGAGAUGCUACAAUUGCAAGGUUUAGAAAACUUGAGGGUGCUGGAUCUAAGCUACAAUAGAUUGAAUAUGGUCCCUGAAAUGCGAGGUUUAAAAAAGCUAAGAGUGUUGGAUCUAAGUGGUAACCAUUUGAAUGGAACAAUACAAGGAUUGGAUGGAUUUUCAAGUUUGAAUAAAUUGGAGAUUUUACAUCUUCAAGAUAAUAAUUUCAACAAUAGUAUCUUUUCAUCGUUGAAAGGACUUAUAUCAUUAAAGAUUUUGAGUCUCGAUGGUAACGAGGAUCUGGGUGGCAUUAUUCCUACCGAAGAUAUUGCAAAAUUAAGGAGCUUGGAAAUUUUGGAUCUUUCUAACCAUAAUUAUUAUGAUGGAGUCAUACCUUUGCAAGGCACGUAAAAUAGUAUAUGGUUAUGAAAAAAAAUAAUGAUUUAAGUUUCAAGUAGUGCUAAUAGUGUUGUGUAUAUGUAUUUUUUUGUUGUGAUCACGGACCAGAUUUGAAGAACUUGAAAGUAUUGAAUCUAUCACACAAUCAAUUCAAUGGUUCGUUACCAAUACAUGGAUUUUGUGAAGCAAACAACCUAAUUGAGUUGAAGCUAAGAAAUAAUCAAAUCAAAGGCGAAUUAUCAGAAUGUGUUGGAAACUUCACCAAACUUAAAGUUGUUGAUAUCUCAUAUAAUGAAUUUAGUGGAAAAAUUCCGACCACCAUUUCAAAGCUCACA